This is a messenger RNA of Centruroides sculpturatus (bark scorpion), 1207 nucleotides long. Its product is annotated as potassium voltage-gated channel subfamily H member 8-like. The annotation marks the transcript as partial. The transcript has 7 exons. Gene Ontology annotation, biological process: regulation of membrane potential; potassium ion transmembrane transport. NCBI's taxonomy places the organism in Eukaryota, Metazoa, Arthropoda, Arachnida, Scorpiones, Buthidae. Gene Ontology annotation, molecular function: voltage-gated potassium channel activity. Gene Ontology annotation, cellular component: membrane. The record is from RefSeq and is a predicted model, not a curated record.
AUGAAAGAAGUAGAUUGUGUCUUAAAAGCUGACUUCUUCCAAUUUACUGCAGAUUUAACGGAUCUAGUAGAAAAGGGAAAUGCCCAGGUGCCAUCCGUUUAUCCGAUCGUGUACUGUUCCGAUGGAUUCUGUGAAUUGACAGGAUUUCCGAGAGCUCAGAUCAUGCAAAAAGGAUGUGCAUGCAACUUUCUCUAUGGACCAGAAACUAGGGAAGAGCAUAAAAAACAAAUUGAAAAAGCUUUAGAAAAUAAAAUCGAACUAAAAUUAGAAAUCAUGUUUUAUACAAAAGCGGGUUGUCCAUUUUGGUGCCUACUGGAUAUAGUUCCAAUUAAGAAUGAAAAACACGAAGUGGUCCUUUUCUUGGCUUCUCAUAAAGAUAUUACAAAAUCAAAAAUUGCUGAGAAUGAGUUAAGUGAUGGAUAUGAUAGCUUAGAAUUGGAUGCAAAUGGUAACUUAGAUCCUGAAGAAGGAUGUCUUCCUGGCUCUCAUAAUCAAAGAAGAAGAAGUAGAGCGGUUCUCUAUCAGUUAUCCGGUCAUUAUAGGCAAGAUAAAAUGAAAACAAAAUUAAAAUUAAAUAAUAAACUGCUUCAUACAACAGCCUUACCUGAAUACAAGACAGCAGCCUUAAAACGAUCCAGGUUUAUUAUUUCACAUUAUGGUAUUUUUAAAACUUGUUGGGACUGGCUUAUUUUAUUUGCUACUUUUGAUGUAGCUGUUGUUGUACCGUAUAGUGCUGCUUUUCAUAAUCGAGAUGAUAAUGCUCUAGAGGAAAAACAGGAUAUGAGACGUUACAGCAAAACUAUAAUUGCAGAUAUUCUAGUCGAAGUAUUGUUUAUAAUAGAUAUCAUAUUGAAUUUUCGAACGACGUUUGUUAACAAGAAGGGAGAAGUAGUUACUAAGCCAAAAUCUAUAGCAAUUCAUUACGUUCGUGGAUGGUUCCUGGUUGAUGUUUUAGCAGCUUUACCUUUCGAUCUUUUAUUUGCAGCCAACUUAUAUAGCAGAAAUACUUUAAUACAUUUGCUAAAACUGACGAGACUGCUUAGGCUGGCAAGACUAAUGCAGAAAAUGGAUAGAUUUUCUCAGUAUAGUGCCAUCAUUCUAACUCUAUUAAUGUUAAUGUUUAGUUUGAUGGCUCACUGGAUGGCUUGUGUUUGGUACGUGAUUGCAGUAGGGGAGAUAGAGAACAACCCAAUCAAUUGGGAUGUAG